Messenger RNA from Ornithorhynchus anatinus (platypus), 2246 nucleotides. It is a transcript of the gene KCNS3, whose product is annotated as potassium voltage-gated channel modifier subfamily S member 3. Lineage: Eukaryota; Metazoa; Chordata; Mammalia; Monotremata; Ornithorhynchidae. Gene Ontology annotation, biological process: protein homooligomerization; potassium ion transmembrane transport. The record is from RefSeq and is a predicted model, not a curated record. Gene Ontology annotation, cellular component: membrane; voltage-gated potassium channel complex. Gene Ontology annotation, molecular function: voltage-gated potassium channel activity; protein binding. The transcript has 2 exons. The coding region runs from base 257 to 1741 and encodes 494 amino acids.
AAAGGUGAGAAUGAUUUUCCAUCGACUUAUUUGAACUGUAGAAUCACAGGACAAGGUUCUUCUCUCCAGUCUGCAAAGCUGAGCUCUUUUGUGCACUACAGAUCCCUGUGUGGAUAGAUGCACAGACCUUCCAAGAUGGCAAUGGAAAUUCUUCUGGGCAGAAUGAGGGCAAAGUGUGUAACCUCUCCAGAGCGUGGGUGCUGCAAUGUAAUCUUUGCAGUGAUUGCUACUCAACAACACACCUAUUACAUGCACAAUGGUUUUUGGAACAAUUUUCCACAGUCCUGGACAAGAUGAGGAAGUUGUCAACUUAAACGUUGGGGGGUUUAAGCAGACAGUUGAUCAAAGCACCCUUCUGCGAUUUCCCCACACCAGACUGGGCAAACUACUCAGAUGCCACUCUGAAGAAGCCAUCCUAGAACUGUGCGACGAUUACAGUGUGGCUGAGAAGGAGUAUUAUUUCGAUAGGAAUCCAUCCUUAUUCAGAUACGUCUUGAACUUUUACUACACGGGCAAAAUUCAUGUCAUGGAGGAACUCUGUGUGUUCUCUUUCUGCCAGGAGAUAGAGUACUGGGGGAUCAAUGAACUUUUUAUCGAUUCCUGCUGCAGUAACAGAUAUCAGGAAAGAAAGGAAGAAAACUCGGAUAAGGACUGGGAUCAGAAAAGCAAUGAAACCAACAGUGACUCUUCCUAUGAAGAGUCCUCCAUAUUUGAGAAAGAACUGGAGAAAUUUGAUAAGCUGCGAUUUGGGGAACUUCGCAAGAAAAUCUGGGUCCGGAUGGAAAAUCCUGCCUAUUCAUUAUCGGCCAAGUUGAUUGCAAUCUCCUCCCUGAGUGUCGUCCUGGCCUCCAUAGUGGCCAUGUGCAUCCACAGCAUGCCAGAGUUCCAGAGGCGGGACACGAAUGACCGGGAGAUGGAAGAUCCCAUCCUGGAAGCAGUGGAAAUCGCAUGCAUCGUCUGGUUCACGGGCGAGCUAGCCAUAAGAUUAGUCGCCGCCCCGUGUCAAAAGAAGUUCUGGAAAAAGCCAUUGAACAUUAUAGAUUUCGUAUCCAUCAUUCCAUUCUAUGCCACUCUGGCCGUGGACAGGAAGGAGGAAGAGAGUGAAGAUAUUGAGAACAUGGGAAAAGUGGUCCAGAUUCUGCGACUCAUGAGGAUAUUCCGCAUCUUGAAACUGGCCAGGCACUCAGUGGGCCUGCGAUCUCUUGGCGCCACUCUGAGGCACAGUUACCACGAGGUUGGGCUGCUGCUUUUAUUCCUGGCUGUGGGUAUUUCCAUUUUCUCGGUGCUUGUCUACUCUGUGGAAAAGGAUGACCAGACUUCAGAACUCAGCAGCAUUCCAAUCUGUUGGUGGUGGGCGACAAUCAGCAUGACCACUGUGGGCUAUGGGGACACGUAUCCGGUCACCUUAGCGGGGAAGCUCAUUGGGAGCGUUUGCAUCAUUUGCGGGAUACUGGUGGUAGCCCUCCCAAUCACCAUCAUCUUCAAUAAGUUUUCCAAAUACUACCAAAAACAGAAGGAUAUGGAUGGGGAUCAGAACUGUGAUGAACACCAAGAGAAAUGCAAUGAGAUGCCUUAUUUUAACAUUAGGGAUAUUUAUGCAAGACGGAUGCACUCCUUCAUUUCCAGCCUAUCGUCUGUGGGAAUUGUUGCAAGUGAUCAAGAUUCCACCGACGCCUCGAGCAUUGAAGAUAUGGAAGACAUUCACAACGCAGCUUCUUUGGAGAGUGGGGCAGCAAAAUGAGCAGGCUCCAUUUCUCAUCUUCCAUUUCUCCUUUCAGACGUUGGGUUAAUACAGCUUUAUUGAUGUCCGUGGAUUGGUUCAGAUUGCUUAAAACUCAGGGGGUACCUAUCAGCCAUAGGUGGACAUUCGUUGCUUUAAAAUUGUACUACAGCCAUGAGGGUUGAUCAUUUGCCUCACCCAGCAAUUUAUUUUUUAUGUGACUAGUGUUAUGUAGUCUUGGGGUGGGGGAGGGUGUGGAGGGGAGAGAAAUGCUAUUAAAUGCAGUAUUUGCUACUGCAGCUUAUACGCCACUAUGUGUGUGUGUAAUUUACUCCUGCAUUGAUAACUGUAAAUUACCGACAUGUAGAAUAAAAGGCAUAAUAAAAUGAUGGCCAUACAUGCAUGUAGACCCACGAGAGAGUGAACAAAAUGAAAAGAGCUCUGGGAAAAAUGCAUGUAAAUUUAUUUUUACUUGCUAAAUAUGGAAAUUAGGAACCAAAUAAACUUCCUAAUUGAGAAUGGGCAA